UCGGUUGCGAGCGCAAAAAACAGUAUAAAUACCCCACCAAAUUCUUUUAAAAUCAUCGCAGUAACGGUCCGUACACUUCUGUGGUUAUCUGAAAAUCCGCUAUCAUGAAACUCUUCGGUGCAACUUUGGCCAUCAUGUUGGGCUUGUCCCAUGGAGCAACCAUUACAUUCAAUGGUCAACAAACCCUUCCUACCUCCGGUACUAUAACCAUCCAACAGUCCGGUACCCAGCAAGUGCAGUACCCUCAACAAGUGGUGACAUACCCCCAACAAGUGGUACAAUAUCCACAACAAGUUGUUACUCAAACAGUCGUCCAAAGACCCACUGGUGGUGGUGGUAUUUUAGGAGGACUUGCACAAGCUGCUGGUGGUAUAGUGGGAGGCGCUGCCCACGCUGCUAGUGGCAUCGCAAGCGGAUUUUUGAAUGCAUUUGGAAAAUAAAAUCAUAGUUCUACAUUCCAGCAGAAUUUAGUAAGCCUUCUUUGGAUGUUGAAUAAAAUAAAUAAAAAAUCAACCAACGGUU
Stomoxys calcitrans (stable fly) is the source of this 522-nucleotide messenger RNA. RefSeq lists its product as uncharacterized. The coding region runs from base 105 to 440 and encodes 111 amino acids. Lineage: Eukaryota; Metazoa; Arthropoda; Insecta; Diptera; Muscidae. The record is from RefSeq and is a predicted model, not a curated record. The transcript is spliced from 2 exons.